AUGUUCUUCGGCGCCUGCGCCAUACACCCGGCGAUGAAGACGGCUAAGACGGGGGUAACGCCCCAGGCGUUCUUCAAACAUGCCCGAAGCUUGAAGCUGUCUCUAAGUCCGGACUUCCCGGCGCUGCUGAUGUGUGCUAAUUACGACCUCCCUGGUAUCCCUCGUCGCCACGACGUUUACGACUUCCACUGGCUGCGGUUCGACAAGUUCAAGAAUUUACAAAACGUUUACAUAUGGAUUGCAGCGCGAUCCCUCACUUGCGGCAUUGAAGCUAACAGUAGCUUCUGCGGCAUCAAGGAGUUCGACGUCCAGGGGUCGAAGAACAUGUUAUCCUCAUUCAAGACUAUCGAAUCCGUCACGCUGAGUACACCGCUGAGCCAAAGGAUCGGCCCUCAACAAGGCUAUAUGGAUAUUGGUGCAGCGCCCGGGAAGUUCAACUUGCACGCAGAGAUGGCACCUAUGAAGUCAUGA
Molecule: messenger RNA, 471 nt
Organism: Colletotrichum chrysophilum
Lineage: Eukaryota; Fungi; Ascomycota; Sordariomycetes; Glomerellales; Glomerellaceae
Exons: 2
Coding region: 1-471 (156 amino acids)
Source: RefSeq, a predicted model, not a curated record